AUGGAGCUCGCAUUUUUUCCGCAGCUCCUCUGCGGACUCCGCCAGCUCAUUUAUUACCACCUUGACAAUGAUCUUCUGGAGAAUGCAAACUUCCUCGCUGGGCGCUUACAUGCCCUGCUCCCGCGGAGCGAGGAUGCCGCCCAUCUCCUUGCGCUGACGUACUUCCGGAUGCGCCGCUACCGAAUGGCGUACGAUUAUUCACAAAAGCAUGCCCUCUCUGGUCGACACUUAGGCUGCGCAUAUAUCUUUGCGCAAGCAUGUCAAGAGCUAGGGCGAAAUACAGAAGGCAUAUCGGCUUUGGAGAAGUCAAGAGCUCACUGGGCAGGCAGAAGUGAUUGGAAUCAAUAUUCGGAAACCUCGAGGCGGUAUCUACCGGACGCGCCGGCGGUGCUGACGCUGCUCGCAAAGCUCUGGCGCGCUCAAGGGGACUCCAAAAAGGCGGCGGAUUGUUUUGUGGAGGUGCAUAAAUUGAACCCGUUCGUCUGGGAAGCUUUCGAAGGAUUAUGUGGGUUGCGCGCAGAUUUGAAGGUUGACCAAAUGUUUCGAACAUCGGCCGGCUCUACCAAUGCUGCGCCCGUCAAUGUGGAUGAUACUUCUGUUGUGCAGAUGUCACGGCAACCUCUUGCGCCCCAGUACAACUAUGGCCCGAGCAACCCUGGAAGGUCAACCCUGUUUCCAGCGACUUCGAAGGCGAAUCAUGUCUAUGACGAAGGCGAUAUAUUUGCGCCGACCAUCAAGCCGCAAUCUAUAUUGUCUGUUGAUUCCGCGCCAUCGCCGUCGGACUGGGACACACCGAUUACUGCAAUGACCACAAUGGACGACGUGUCGAUGGGAGGCACCGUGACUGAGAACGAUGAUGUCUUCGGGGAACCACCAGCCGCUCCGCCACGGAAAGCUCGAGGUGGAUUGCAGUUUGAUAACGUCGAACGGCAACGACAGCCUACACUUCGUACAGGCCACACUCAGACUUCAUCAGAGGGCAUGCACGACACAGCUGCGCGAUUUAGGCUUGGCGCCGGUGCGCAGAAACGAACAUUAUCUGGGCAUAGCACAGCUCAAGCUGGCCUUGACGCUCUGGCACAGCCGCGAAGAAGCAAUAGAAUUGUCGGCUCUCAAGCUCCCUCCGCGAGAUUGCCCAGGUCGAUAGCAGAAUCAACAGCAUCUACAGCGGGUCGAUCCGAUCGUUAUGAGCGAUCACAGAAGCAAGUCACUGAAGUCAGACCACGUGGAAUCGUAGGUCGCGUGGUGAGCGGAAAUCGUAAAAUGAUGCCUUUGGAAGAACGCGAAAAGGAGAAGCGUGCACCAAGUCGAGCAAGCGAGAAAAGCAGUACAGCUUCUGGGGUCACUUCUGCAGCUGGCAGACGACCUGUCGUGGUAGCGAGUAACAGCAUAAGUGUCGAAGAGGAGGCGACCAACACUUUGCUGAACGAUUUCAAGGCACUCGCAAUCGGCUAUCACGCUGCGUCUCGAUUCGAAUCAUUCUCGGCAGCAAGAGCAUUCAAGGCGCUACCAAACUCUCAAAAGGACAGCCCUUGGGUUCUCUCUCAACUGGCCAAGACAUAUUACGAAUCCGGUGACUUCAAGAAUUCAGAGGAGUACUUCGUGCGCCUCCUCAAAGCUCAGCCGUCGCGAGUCGAGGAUAUGGAAGUAUACUCUACCGUUCUUUGGCAUCUCAAAAAGGAGUCUGCGUUGUCCUUCUUGUGUCAAGUGCUGCGCGACCAGGCUUUCGAUGCACCUCAGACCUGGGUGGCUAUAGGCAAUGCCUUCUCCCUCUCCCGCGAACACGACCAAGCUAUCUCAGCAUUCCGACGCGCCACGCAAUUGGACGACAACCUGGCGUAUGCAUGGACGCUCAUGGGUCACGAGUACAUCGCCAAUGAAGCCUACGAUUCCGCGAUUGGCGCUUUCCGCAAAUCUGUCGCCGUGGAUCGCCUGGGUUACGCUGGCUGGUACGGCCUUGGGAAAUCGUACGAGCGCAUGCAAAAGCUCGAGGACGCCGAACGGCACUACCGAAUCGCGAUGACGCUCAACCCGACCAACAGUACAUUACUGGUGUGUGUGGGUGUCGUGCUCGAACGUCUUCAGAACCGCCACGCCGCGCUCGCGCACUACAGCAAGGCCUUGGAAUUGACGCCACAUAGCUCUCUCGCGCGAUUCAAAAAGGCGCGCGUGCUGAUGCAUUUGAAGCAAUACGACAUGGCCUUGCGCGAUCUGGAAGUGUUGAAAAGUCAGGCGUCAGAUGAGGCGAACGUGUGGUUCUUGCUGGGUAAAUGCUACAAGGGUAUGGGAAAUCGCAGCGGUGCCCUGCGCGCUUUGACGACGGCGCUGAAUCUUGAUGUCAAGGCCGCGCCGUUCAUCAAAGAGGCCAUCGAAGCUCUGGACGACGAUGUUGAAGACGGAGAUGACGACUCGGAUGACGACUGA
This is a messenger RNA of Dissoconium aciculare CBS 342.82, 2424 nucleotides long. Its product is annotated as TPR-like protein. NCBI's taxonomy places the organism in Eukaryota, Fungi, Ascomycota, Dothideomycetes, Mycosphaerellales, Dissoconiaceae. Gene Ontology annotation, molecular function: protein binding. Gene Ontology annotation, biological process: cell division. The record is from RefSeq and is a predicted model, not a curated record. The transcript has 3 exons. Bases 1 to 2424 code for a protein of 807 amino acids.